ACAGGGCCCGACGCGCUGCUCCCGGCCGAGGACGCGCGGGCUGCGCCGCUGGCGACCGGGCCCCGCGGGCCGGGGCGGGAGCCGCUGCGACCAUGUCGGACCCGGCGCCCGAGGUCCCCGAGGACAUGUUCAGGGAGGUGAAGUACUACGCGGUGGGCGACAUGGACCCGCAGGUGACGCAGCUCCUGAAAGCUGGGAAGGCGAAGGAAGUGUCCUACAGCGCCCUGGCCUCGCACAUCAUCUCCGAGGACGGGGACAACCCGGAGGUCGGAGAAGCGCGGGAAGUCUUUGAUUUGCCCGUCGUGAAGCCUUCCUGGGUGAUUCUGUCCGUCCAGUGUGGAGUUCUUCUGCCAGUAAAUGGUUUUUCUCCAGAAUCAUGUCAGAUUUUUUUUGGAAUCACUGCCUGCCUCUCUCAGGUGUCCUCUGAAGACAGAAGUGCCCUGUGGGCCCUGCUCACCUUCUACGGGGGCGAGUGCCAGCUCAGCCUGAACAGGAAGUGCACACACCUGGUUGUCCCAGAGCCCAAGGGGGAAAAAUAUGAAUGUGCUUUAAAGAGGACGAGUAUUAAAAUCGUGACCCCUGACUGGGUCCUGGAUUGCAUAUCCGAGAAAACCAGGAAGGAUGAAGCAUGUUAUCACCCUCGCCUAAUUAUUUAUGAAGAGGAAGAAGAGGAAGAAGAGGAGGAGGAGGAAGUAGAAAAUGAGGAACAAGAUUCCCCAAAUGAGGGGAGUACCGAUGAGAAGUCCAGCCCUGCCAGCUCGCGGGAAGGGUCUCCUUCAGGUGACCAGCAGUUUUCACCCAAGUCAAACACCGAAAAAGCUAAAGGGGAACUGAUGUUUGAUGAUUCUUCAGAUUCGUCCCCUGAAAAGCAAGAGAGGAAUCUGAACUGGACCCCAGCGGAGGUCCCACAGGUGGCGGCAGCCAAGCGCAGGUUGGCCCCAGGCAAGGCACCCAGCCUCAUUAACCUUUGUGCCAACGUGCCGCCGGUGCCACCUGCCGGCCGUGGCAGCCUCGUGGCUGCGGGACCGCACCUCCAGAGCUCGGAGCGACCCGAGGUGGCAGCGCCCUGGAGCCCGGCCAUGCGGACCUUGCGAAAUAUCACCAACAGUGCUGACAUUCAGCAGAUUAACCGGCCGUCAAAUGUCGCACAUAUCUUACAGUCCCUUUCAGCACCUACAAAAAGUUUAGAGCAGCAGGUGAAUCACAGCCAGCAGGGCCACACGAACGCCAGCGCGGUGCUGUUCAGCCAGGUGAAAGUGACUCCCGAGCCACACCUGUCGCAGCAGCCACAGCCGCCUGUCCUGCACCUGCCGCCCCAGCAGCUCCUGCAGCUCCAGCAGCCGCAGCCGCAGCUUUCCCAGCAGCCCUACCCCCAGCAGCAGUCACACCCGUUCCCACAGCAGCAGCAAGUCCACCAGCACACGUUCCCUCAGCAGCCACUGCAGUUCCCGCAGCAGUCGCUGCACCGCCCGCAGCAGCAGCAGCAGCAGCAGCAGCAUGCCCUGCAGCAGCAGCUCCAUCAGCUGCAGCAGCAGCAGCUGGCACAGUUACAGCAGCAGCAGCACAGCCUCCUGCAGCAGCAGCAGCUGCAGCGUCUGCACCAACAGCAGCAGCAGCAGCAACAGAUGCAGACUCAGGCAGCACAGCACCAGGCCCCACCCCCGCAGCACCAGGUCCCGCCCCUGCAGCACCAGGCUCCGCCCCUGCAGCACCAGGCCCCGCCCCUGCAGCACCAAGCCCCGCCCCUGCAGCACCACCAGCAGUUGCAGCAGCAGCACCACCAGCCGCCGCACCAGCUUUUUGGACAUGACCCAGCCGUGGAACUUCCAGAAGAAGCCUUCUUACUGGGAUGCGUGUUUGCCAUUGCGGAUUACCCAGAGCAGAUGUCUGAUAAACAGCUGCUGGCUACCUGGAAAAGGAUAAUCCAGGUACACGGCGGUGCUGUGGACCCCACAUUCUCGAGCCGGUGCACACACCUGCUAUGUGAGAGCCAAGUCAGUGGUAUGUAUGCACAGGCGAUGCGGGAGAGGAAGAGAUGUGUCACCGCGCACUGGCUCAGCAUGGUCCUGAAGAAGAAGAAGGUGGUGCCACCACACCGGGCCCUGCACUUCCCAGUGGCCUUCCCUCCGGGCGGAAAGCCGUGUUCUCAGCAUAUUAUUUCCGUGACUGGAUUUGUCGACAGUGACCGAGAUGACCUGAAGUUGAUGGCGUACCUGGCAGGUGCCAAAUACACCGGCUACCUGUGCCGCAGUAACACAGUUCUCAUCUGUAAAGAGCCGACCGGAUUAAAGUACGAGAAAGCCCGGGAGUGGAGGAUCCCGUGUGUGAACGCCCAGUGGCUGGGCGACAUCCUCCUCGGGGACUUCGAGGCCCUGCGGGAAAUGCAGUGCCGCCGCUACUCGGUGUUCAGUCUGCCCGACCCGUUCGCCCCCGCGCAGCACCUGGUCCUGAACCUCCUCGAUGCUUGGAGAGUUCCACUGAAAGUGUCGGCAGAAUUGUUGAUGGCUGUGAGACCAACCCCCAAACUGAAGCAGAAUGAAGUAACCAACAUCCAGCCUUCUUCCAAAAGAGCCAGAAUUGAAGAUGUACCACCGCCCACUAAAAAGUUCACAGCAGAACUGACCCCUUCUGUGCUUUUCACUGGGUUUGAGCCUGUCCAAGUGCAGCAGUAUGUCAAGAAGCUCUACGUCCUUGGUGGGGAGAUCGCUGAGUCGGCGCAGAAGUGCACACACCUCAUCGCCAGCAAGGUGACGCGGACAGUCAAGUUCCUCACGGCCAUCUCGGUGGUGAAGCACAUCGUGACUCCAGAGUGGCUGGAAGAGUGUUUCAAAUGUCAGAAGUUCAUUGAUGAGCAGAAUUACCUGCUCCGAGACGCAGAGGCUGAGGUGCUUUUCUCUUUCAGUUUGGAAGAGUCCUUGAAAAGGGCACACGUUUCUCCGCUCUUUAAGGCAAAAUAUUUUUACAUCACCCCUGGAAUUUGCCCAAGUCUCUCGACUAUGAAAGCGAUUGUGGAGUGUGCAGGGGGGAAGGUGUUAUCGAAGCAGCCGUCCUUCCGGAAACUCAUGGAGCAUAAGCAGAAUAAGAGUCUGUCAGAAAUCAUUUUGAUAUCCUGUGAGAAUGACCUCCACUUAUGCCGCGAGUACUUUGCCCGAGGAAUAGAUGUCCACAACGCCGAGUUUGUUCUGACCGGAGUGCUUACACAGACGCUGGACUACGAGUCAUAUAAAUUUAACUGAUGCGUCUCCUGCGUUUCGCGUGGAGUGCGGUCGGCUGUGGCCGUGGCUGUGGAGGCCGGCACUCCUUCCCACACCUUUGUUUUCCAGCUGCUUUCUUAGGGGACAAGCGUUUUAAAGCAGGAGAACAUAUAUAAUUAAAUAUACUGCAUCUUUUUCAGAUGUGUGAUUUUUAUUCUGAGGAACAUAAAUUAUGUUUUGUACUAUAUGACUUUGAGAGCCCACCUUAGGUUUUUUGAUUCCUUUGCCAGAUUUUUAAAUGUUUUCACACACUGUUAAUGGAACUUUAGCUACAAAUGCUGUAAAUAAAGACUUGCUAUCUCUAAAUUAUGGAUUUAAAGAUUUGAAAUGUUUUGUACUUUAUUUCUUAUACUCUUUUCUUUUAUAUUGAUAUCCUGCCCACAUUUUAA
This is a messenger RNA of Rhinolophus ferrumequinum (greater horseshoe bat), 3643 nucleotides long. RefSeq names its product PAX interacting protein 1 (gene PAXIP1). The record is from RefSeq and is a predicted model, not a curated record. Gene Ontology annotation, biological process: positive regulation of transcription initiation by RNA polymerase II. The transcript is spliced from 21 exons. The coding region runs from base 93 to 3236 and encodes 1047 amino acids. Lineage: Eukaryota; Metazoa; Chordata; Mammalia; Chiroptera; Rhinolophidae. Gene Ontology annotation, cellular component: nucleus.